This is a messenger RNA of Moneuplotes crassus, 530 nucleotides long. Lineage: Eukaryota; Ciliophora; Spirotrichea; Euplotida; Euplotidae. The record is from the annotation of a GenBank genome assembly.
UAUGAAUGCCAUAAAUUAUUGUAGCUAUGAGCUUGGUGAGAACCUAUCUGAAGAUGUACUUAGUGAAGGCACCCCCACUAGUCCAGUAAAGGUCUCUAAAAGACUUAGUCAUAAUAUGGAAACAACUCCUUUUAAGAUUUGUAAAUCUAAGAAGUUAACAAAGGAUUUAUUGAAGAGUAUCAGGCUUCUUAAGAGUUUGAAGCAUAAGAGAAAAGGAGUUUCAUAUAAGAAAAUGUACCCAAAGAAUAAGUUCAAGUCUUUUAACGAAGAAUGAGAUCCAACCCGAUUUGAAAGAUUAUUGAAGAAGAGUAAAGAAGAUUCGACAUCCCACCAUAAUAUGUCAUUGAAAGAUGGAAUUAGUAAUACGGUAAAGAAAUCUGAGGGGAUCCGGAAAAGUACUUUUGCCCCCUCUAAGGUGUACCAGAUGAACUCUUCAUCAGUGUCAGAAGACCAAGAGAGUAGUGAAGAAGAAAGAGAACUGUUCACAUUUGGAAAUGAUUCAUAAUUAUCUUCAUAAUCUUAAUAUUCAC